Molecule: messenger RNA, 789 nt
Organism: Effrenium voratum
Lineage: Eukaryota; Dinophyceae; Suessiales; Symbiodiniaceae
Source: the annotation of a GenBank genome assembly
AGCUUUGGAAAUCCAAUCCUCCGGCCAUUGGCGGGCGCAGCGCCGUGCCUGUGCCAUGGUGCUGCAUGAGCCGCGGUGCCGACGGCAUGGCUUCCCUGCCAUAGCUCUUUUGGCAGCUUUUUCGUCCUAUUUUCUCGCAAGCUUGGCUUUCACCGGCCCAGCGCGACCCUUGACGCUGCUCAAGGAGGAUGGGCGUAGCGUCAAUGUCUUCAUGAGGCAGACAGUCCAAGGUGCUUGCAAGCACAAGGCGAAGAUCAGCCCGGUCAACCCCAAUUUCAAGACGGCCAAAGAGAAGCAAUCCGAGCGUUCCAAGGCCAGGAAGACAGCUGCAGACAGAGCCAAAGACAAAAGCUACGCGCAAUGGCCAGCAGAGAUCCCAGAUGGAGUGACACUCCUGCACGUUGAGUAUGAUACAAAGCCGAUAAAUGCUGAAUCAGCUGACUGGGCACGAAGGACGUGGAGUAGCUUUCCCAAGCCGGGCAACCAGGAAAUUUCCGACUUUCUGAGAAAGAUCCGCUCCAGCUUUGGUCCGAAGGUGCGUGUGGCGUUCAACGAGCCCAGGAUGAUGAAGGACUUAGUUCCUUACGACAACAUUGAAGAGCUCAGAUACCGCAAGGGAGCCUUCGAGGUUGUGAACAUGAACACGGGCAAGCUCUUGUUCUCCAAGUUGAAGACGGGGACCUCCCUUGUGUACGAGGACUACUGGGACACCUUUGCGAAGCGCCUUUCUGAGCAGAUGACCGCCUGAGGGUAGGCAGUCUAUGGUCCGAAUCAUGAGGCAGCCAUAAG